CGCAACGAUAAAUUCCGAGGUUUAGGUCAAUUCUUUCCGCAUGCGUUGAUUGAUAUCUUGUACAUGUAUUUCCGGUAACAAUAUUGUCAUUAGACUAAGUGUACAAGGUGGCAUAAAACAAUAACUUUCAGCUUCUACGGAUUUGGUUUGUGUUUGCCAUGGUCAUUUGAAUAAACAAUCAUGAAUAUAGGAACAGCUACAAGUGAAGAAAAUCCCACACAUGUGUACUUUGGUACUCGUGGGUUCUGGAUAACAUACACUAUAAUCGUGUUGUUCUGUCAUUUCUUAUUAUUGAGUAUGCCUUUCUUCUCAACGGCUCUGGCAUGGACAGUCACAUGUGUAUUCCACAGUGCGUUUACGUAUAUAAUGUUGCACAACACAAAGGGAACCCCAUUUGGCACCCCAGAACAGGGGAAAGCAAGAUCACAGACAACAUGGGAACAGAUUGAUUGUGGACAACAGUUUACACCAACAAGAAAAUUUUUGACGAUUGUGCCUAUAGUUUUAUUUUUUCUUGCAAGUUUCUAUACCAAGUAUGACACAGUACAUUUUAUCUUCAAUCUUGGAGCCCUUGGAUUUGGAGUUAUACCAAAACUGCCACAGUUACAUGGUGUGAGAAUAUUUGGAAUUAACAAGUGGUAAACAACCAAUCAGAAUGCUUAUAACAAGUGGUGGACAUUUCAAUUGAGCAAGACAUACUUCUGAUGUUUGCUAUAUCAAUUUGUAAAACAAGUUCUGAAUGUUAAUUUGAUAGUGCUUUGGUCGCCUUUAGAAAUGUUAACUUUAAGACUUUUUAAAUUAAUUGAUCUUUGUAUUUGUAUAGAUCAUAUUUGGUAUUUUAUGAAUGUAAGUUUAUAGGAAUGAUUGUUUUUGUAUGAAAAUGUGAUGUUGAAAAUUAUGAAUGUUUCAUAGACCAGAAUGAUAUUUUGUUGUAUAAUGUAGCAGAAAUGCAUUGUAAAGGGGGAACAACUUGGAUUCGUGAAAUAUUUUCCAUUUGUGAUAAACUUUUCAAUUUCUUUGGAUGAUAUUAAUAUUAUGGUAUUUAUUAGAAAGAAAUGCCAGAUAAGAUCUCUAACUUCAUAUCAAAUAUUGGUACAGGUAAAAUAUAUAUGAACAAAUCGUGUUUUGAUUGGUUGAUUUAGUACUAAAUGUAUUAAUUUUGUGUAUUGUUAUAUUUAUAGAAAUGGUUUAGAUGUAGGUGCUUUAAUGUAAAUAUUUACUAUUUAUAGGUAUUUGUAGUACUGACCCAUAGCUUACAAAGCUAAGGCAAUUUCAAUGGACUAUUUUUCAUGCACAUAACAGUGUUCUAGCUUGGAAAUUUUGGUAGAGGGCCCAAUUUUGGAAAUGGGCAUGUUAGUUGGGUUUACUGUAUCAAAAGGGAAAAUUAUAUCACAUUUUGAGAUAAAAAUUGGAAGAAUUUCUAUAAGGUUAAUGUAAUUUGUUUUCUUAAUUUAUAGUUUUAUAAGGUUUUAUAAAGCUUUUUUAGUAAGGGUAGUUAAAUCAUUUUUUUUUGUGCAUUGAACAUAUAUUUAUUUAUCAUUCAAAAAACAAUAAUGCCUAAAGCAGGACUAUAAGGACAGAGGUGAACUAUGCCUCUCAAUUUUGGUUAUCUAGGACACUGCUUAGCAUGCACUUUUGAAAGCAUGUACUUAUAUAAAUUUUUCAGUAUAAAAACAAAUGACAAUUACAUUUUUGGUUAGAGAAAACCUCAUUUACCUGGUACUGUCUAAUUAGCAGUUGUUAUCAAAUACUGAAAUAGUCUGUUUCUUUGUAUUUUGGCGUUUGUUUUUUGUUGCACUUCAUUGAUUCUGUUGUUCCAUUAUUUUCCUCUUAUAGUCGAUGUGUUUUCAUCAGAUUUAGUUGGUAACCCUGAUUGUUUUCUCUCAAUCAAUUUAUAACUUUAUUUAAGAACUGUCUAAAUUUAUGAAACCAACCUUCCUUGAGGGAUUUCGUAAUAAAAAUAUCACAAUAUGGGGACUAUACUAUCAAUUUUCUAUAGUGAAACUAUCUGUGAUGCAUGUACAUUUACAAAUAACAUCUUGCAUACUUAAUGCUUAGUCAGUGUUUAAAUUGUUCAAAUGUAUCUAUAAUGAUGUACCUAUAAAUUGAUGCUACAAAUGAACUUAUACAAUGACAUAUUUUUAUAUCUUUGGACUUUAAUCGAGAUUUGUCUCAUUGUGACCACACCUUUGUAUUUUUAUCCUACUGAUAGGUUAGGCACAUGAAAAUGUUAUUUGUUUAUCUCAAUUGUCCUUUUUGAAUCUCAAUCAAGUUAAAAGGAAUGCUUUCAAUGAAGAUAAGUAAAAAAAAUGAGUACUUAAUCUAUAGUACUAAAUUUACGAUAGGCAACUAAAAGUCCUUUACAGUAAGAUAUGAAAUCUUUCUGCUCUUUCCAUACAUUUUUGAAACUUCAUUAAAAAAAAUCAGGUAUCUUUGCAAAUAAACAAUUUCUUUCAAAGAA
This is a messenger RNA of Mytilus trossulus (common blue mussel), 2461 nucleotides long. Its product is annotated as ORM1-like protein 1. Bases 181 to 642 code for a protein of 153 amino acids. Gene Ontology annotation, biological process: intracellular sphingolipid homeostasis; sphingolipid biosynthetic process; ceramide metabolic process. Gene Ontology annotation, cellular component: endoplasmic reticulum membrane. The transcript is spliced from 4 exons. Lineage: Eukaryota; Metazoa; Mollusca; Bivalvia; Mytilida; Mytilidae. The record is from RefSeq and is a predicted model, not a curated record.